Molecule: messenger RNA, 1465 nt
Organism: Gastrolobium bilobum
Lineage: Eukaryota; Viridiplantae; Streptophyta; Magnoliopsida; Fabales; Fabaceae
Product: serine/threonine-protein phosphatase PP2A catalytic subunit
Exons: 12
Coding region: 121-1062 (313 amino acids)
Biological process (GO): mitotic cell cycle; peptidyl-serine dephosphorylation
Cellular component (GO): cytosol
Molecular function (GO): protein serine/threonine phosphatase activity
Source: RefSeq, a predicted model, not a curated record
UGUAAAUAAAGCCUUGGCUUGUUAAUUCACGCGCCCUCUUUCUCUUCCGUCUACUGCGAGCGCGAAAGGGCGCCGGAGAAUCUUCUUCGCCGUAGGGCUCUUCCUGUUCACCAGAAGAGGAUGGGCGCCAAUUCUAUGCUAUCCGAGUCGACUCACGAUCUCGACGAGCAGAUCUCACAGCUCAUGCAGUGCAAGCCACUCUCCGACCAACAGGUUAGAGUUUUAUGUGAGAAGGCUAAGGAGAUUUUAAUGGAUGAAAGUAAUGUCCAGCCUGUGAAAAGCCCUGUGACAAUUUGUGGUGAUAUCCAUGGGCAGUUCCAUGAUCUUGCUGAGCUAUUUCGAAUUGGAGGGAAGUGUCCAGAUACUAACUACUUGUUUAUGGGUGAUUAUGUGGACCGGGGUUAUUAUUCAGUUGAGACUGUUACACUCCUUGUGGCACUGAAAGUGAGGUAUCCUCAGCGAAUUACUAUUCUCAGAGGAAACCAUGAAAGCCGUCAGAUUACUCAAGUAUAUGGAUUUUACGAUGAAUGCCUACGAAAGUAUGGUAGUGCUAAUGUUUGGAAGAUCUUUACAGACCUUUUUGACUAUUUUCCAUUGACUGCGAUCGUUGAAUCAGAAAUAUUCUGUUUGCAUGGUGGACUGUCACCUUCAAUUGAGACCCUUGAUAACAUAAGGAACUUCGAUCGGGUUCAAGAGGUUCCUCAUGAAGGGCCCAUGUGUGAUCUAUUGUGGUCUGACCCAGAUGACAGGUGUGGCUGGGGAAUUUCUCCCCGUGGCGCGGGAUAUACUUUUGGCCAGGAUAUAUCUGAACAAUUCAAUCACACAAACAGCCUUAAGUUGAUUGCUAGAGCUCAUCAGCUGGUUAUGGAUGGAUUUAACUGGGCUCAUGAACAAAAGGUGGUUACCAUUUUUAGUGCACCUAACUAUUGUUACCGAUGUGGGAACAUGGCUUCCAUAUUGGAGGUUGAUGAUUGCAAGGGCCACACAUUUAUUCAGUUUGAACCUGCUCCGAGGAGAGGAGAACCUGAUGUCACCCGAAGAACGCCUGAUUACUUUCUAUAACGUAAUCGCUGAAUGUCAUACUGGUGUUCUGCACUAAUUUCAGGUAUUUGUGCAUCCUCAUUGGUAAGAUUGCUGGAAGCAUUUAAAUCCAUGGAUAUAACGUCCUGUGCUUUUGUGGCUGUCCAAAGACUGCUUUGAUGUAUAAUAGGCAGGUAACAUUCCACUGUUCUGUUACACUCAACAACUUGCUGGACACCGUCUGGAGAAGUCACCAAGAUGAUGAUUGAUGACUAUGUCAGGGUGUGUGUUAUUCCAGCAAAAUGUGGAUAUUUUUUGUUUUCCCUGUAUUUUUUUUUCCUCAUGUUUCAUACGUCCAUUUUUACAGGCUUUAGCUACGACUGGAUUUUUUUAUCUCGUGGAUCUUUUGUUAUGUUCUAUAAUUUUCAGUAAAAGUUGCAUGAUA